UGUGGUGGCCUUUGUUCAUUUCUAGGAGAGGGCUACAGCAGUCAGCUGACCAUACAGGACCAGAGACACAUCAUCAGCCUGGCCUUCAGGAUGUGGAGCGAGGUGUCUCCCCUGGAGUUUAUAGAGGACACAUCCUCUCCCCUGGCGGAUGUAGACAUCAAACUGGGUUUUGGAACAGGGAGACACUUGGGAUGCAACCAGAAGUUUGAUGGUACUGGACGAGAGUUUGCUCACGCCUGGUUCCUGGGAGACGUUCACUUCGAUGACGAUGAACAUUUUACUGCACCAAACACUGGCAGUGGGAUCAGCCUGCUCAAAGUGGCAGUGCAUGAGAUAGGCCACGUCCUGGGCCUGCCUCACAUCUACAGGACUGGUUCCAUUAUGCAACCCAGUUACCUGCCCCAGGAAUCAGGCUUCGAGAUCAACUGGAUGGACAGGAAGUCCAUACAGCACCUCUAUGGGGGCUGUAAGGGUCAGUUCAACACAGUGUUUGACUGGAUCAGGAAGGAGAGAACCCAGUACGGUGAGGUGGUGAUUCGUUUCAACACCUACUUCAUGAGGGACGGCUGGUACUGGCUCUAUGAGAACAGGACCAACCGGACCCGCUAUGGUGACCCGGUGGCUCUUCAGGUGGGCUGGCACGGCAUACCCACCAACGGGGUAGACGCAUGUGUUCACGUGUGGAACAGGAACACUGAUGCUGUCUACUCUCUUUAA
Molecule: messenger RNA, 717 nt
Organism: Oncorhynchus keta (chum salmon)
Lineage: Eukaryota; Metazoa; Chordata; Actinopteri; Salmoniformes; Salmonidae
Product: matrix metallopeptidase-21-like
Exons: 5
Biological process (GO): proteolysis; collagen catabolic process; extracellular matrix organization
Cellular component (GO): extracellular matrix
Molecular function (GO): metalloendopeptidase activity; zinc ion binding
Source: RefSeq, a predicted model, not a curated record